Symbiodinium pilosum is the source of this 856-nucleotide messenger RNA. The record is from the annotation of a GenBank genome assembly. NCBI's taxonomy places the organism in Eukaryota, Dinophyceae, Suessiales, Symbiodiniaceae.
GACCAUCAGAAAGCGCGUAGAUGUCCCAGACGUAGUCUCUGGCUUCAAGUUCUGCAAGAGGACUGGACUCACUGUGGAGAUCCCGCCCUUGUUGUCCCCGCUGCUGGACAGCGAGCCAGAGGACCUCUCACCAGACGAAGUGAGCCACCUCUGCUUACUCAUCCAGAGCCGGCAGACAGAUGUCGACGAGGCAGAAGCCCGAAAACAGAUCGCGGUCAUCAAGGACGAAGCGCGGAAGUCCGACCAUUUCGGUGCUGUACACGAGAGCCUGAAAUGCCGACAUUUCAAGAAUGUUGUCCAUCUGAUUUCCAGAUUGAUGCUCAUAGAUCAGGAGCUACUGCUCACCACUGUUGUCUACAGCAAGGCCCGCUUGGCAUCUUUAGUCAGCAAGGGCGACGAGGCCUCCGUGUACGGGAGUUUGGUCAACCAUCCCUUUCACAUCAAGGACUUGAUGCUGUUGUCCUAUAAUGGCGGGCUCAUUGGAGUUCCGGACCAGAUCUGUUUGACAUCCGAGGAAGUGCAGGCCACUUGGCCGAAGCUCUUGAGAUCCGUUGGAGAGCUGACUCUUCGCCAUAUCAACGUCCGAAAAGCUGUCGCUGCCGGGAAGAUCUACCAGGACUCUGGCAAAGUUAAGCCCACAGCAAAGGACGAUCCAAAGCACUUUCUGUCUGGUCCGCUGGAGAUAGCAUUGUUGAUAGACAUGUUGCAUUCGCAUGAGAAGAUGAAGAAUCGCUUUGCAAGCCCAUUGGCGAUGAUGAUCUCAAUGGUCAAGCACGCCCAAGUGCACGGUCGCCUCUGGGACGAGGACCAGCCGGGAGGCGAAGAUGCAGCUUCGCCUAAGCCAGCUGCCGGAUGA